AUGAAUAGUUGUUCCGCCAAGUCACUUUUUUGCGUUUCAAAGGUUUCGAUGGUAAAUCCUUUUGCUGAAGAAAUGAGAGAGGAUGAUAUGUUUUUAUUCAAUAAUACAUUGAUACAUAACCGUUCUAAUGAGAGCAGUCAAGGUAUUCUGAUAGAUAAAAUAGAAAAUGAAAAAGUCCAAUUAUUAUCAUGCGAUGCCUAUUGGGACUGCACAGAUAUAAGAUUUACAGCUGAUGCAGUUUUUGCUGUUGCUAAAUUAUCGUGUGAUUUCAUUGAUAAAAUAGUAAGUACAAAAAUUUAUUAUGAUCAACCUCACUAUAUAAUUAAGAUGUUAUGCGCAAUUAAAUUAUCCAAUUCAAAAAAUAUGGGACAGAAACUUACAUUUGAUAGCAUAUUGUCCGUACUAGAGAAUGACGAUAGGAAACAUAAAAGAGCACAGGACGUAAUAAGGUCAUAUAGAAGGCAUCAUGAAUUACUAUUUGCAUUUGAAGACAGAGAAUAUAUUAAACAUUCCAAUAGAGAUGCGAUUAGAAAUUAA
Messenger RNA from Cryptosporidium ubiquitum, 537 nucleotides. RefSeq lists its product as uncharacterized. NCBI's taxonomy places the organism in Eukaryota, Apicomplexa, Conoidasida, Eucoccidiorida, Cryptosporidiidae. The record is from RefSeq and is a predicted model, not a curated record. The transcript is spliced from 2 exons. Bases 1 to 537 code for a protein of 178 amino acids.